AAGGAUAUUCCCAACUCCCCACCCAACAAGACAGAAAAGAAAAAGAGGGGAAACAAGAACAAGCAAUUUGUGUUGAAUAUUUCAACAAGUAGUCUCGGACAAGAUCCCUAUCCAAGUGAUGAUGAUGUUGAAGGCGAAGGAAAGUUUGGACCGGUUUCUGCUAUUCCACUUUCUAGUCUAGAUUAUUUUGCAGAAGAUGAAAAUGAUAGUGAAAACAUGGAGACUAUAAAGGAAAAUACAAAGGAAAAUAGUAUUGAUGAUAUUCAAAAUAUUGAAAAGUCAUAUUCUGGCAAGUCAAUCCAGGAACUUCAUGUGUUGUUCUGUGAAUCAAUCAAACUAGAUCCUUUUUCCGAGCCAUUUGUGAAAUCAUCUUUGUCAAAAUUACGUAUUCUUGAUUUCUCAAAUGGUUGCUUGGAGAGUGUAGAUUUAUUAUUCUAUUUCAAAAACUUGCCAGUUAUCAAAGAAAUUGAUUUUUCCAACAACAAAAUUACCAAAAUAAUUCAUUUCGACUUUCUUCAACAACCGGAGAAGGUCAAUAUAUUAGAACAGGUGUUUCCAAAAACUUUGAAAAAGAUUAAUUUAUCAUGGAAUUUCCUUACAGAAUUCCCAUCUAUUGAACUCAUCAUGCUUCUCCAAAAAAGAGGAACUAUUUUCGACAUUAGAUUCAACUACAUUUCCUCUCUUCCACAUGAAUUCAUGUACGAGGCAGAUGAUGCCCUGAGCGAUGCAGAAUAUCACACAGAAUGUAAAUCCAAAUCUAGUGCUAGCAAAUUUGUAACAAUCAAUCACACCAUAUUAUGCGAUAUUAAGAACACUAUUCCCACAGAAAUUAUGCCCAAUCUUUAUUUAGGAUCUAUGCAAGCGGCCAAAAACGUAAGAUUAUUAGUGGAUGUACUCAAAGUUAAAUAUGUACUCAAUGUGUCAUGUUUUGAUGUUGCAGAGGAAAGUGGAUUUAGAGGAAAGCAAUAUUCUGAGUUCUUUGAUGAGAUUCUCAAUUUACAAGUAACAGAUGACAACAAACAAGAUAUAGUCUCAAUAUUUGACCAAUGUUUUCCUUUUAUUGAUAGGGCAAGAAAGGAAAAGAAUGUGCCUAUUCUUGUUCAUUGUCUAGCUGGUCAAUCAAGGAGUGUAUCAAUAGUAAUUGGAUAUGUUAUGAAAGAACUCAACCUAGAUUUCUCAAAGGCAUUUACCCAUGUAAAAGAACUCCACACUUAUUCACAAGUGUUGAGGGAUGCCUCCUACUCCUCUGACAAUGAUAGCCCUGUAGAAAAUUCAGUAGAAUCAAAAACAAUUGCUGGUAUAGAAACAAACAAACAGCAUCAAAUUAGAUUGGUAAAUAUGAAAGACAAAGUAGUAACAACCUUCUUUUCAGCGCAACUGCAAAAUCCAAAAGGAAUGGCAAUUUAUAAGAAUUUUCUUCUUGUUUGUGAUUCCCAACAGCAUAAAAUCAAAAUGAUUUCUUUGGAUGGAAGAAGAAUUACAAAUUUUGCGGGAAAUGGAAACAGAGGGUGCAGUACUGGAAGAGUAACUGAUGUAAUGUUUGACACUCCAACUGGUAUUUGUGUCAUUGGGGAUAAUGUCUUUGUUUCGGAUACUGGAAAUCACAGAGUUGUUAGGAUCAAUAAUGGUUUCGUGACCAAUGCAGCAGGAAACCCAAGAACAGCAGGAUUUAUGGAUGGAAAAGUUCAAAACUCAAUUCUUAAUUCCCCUACCGAUUUAUUUUCUCAUGAAAAUACAUUGUACAUUAAUGACUUUGGAAAUUCUAGAAUUAGGCAGGUCUUUGCAAAUUAUAGUGUUGUGAGGACAGUUGUAGAGAGUGCUGAGAAACUAUACGGUGCAGCUAUGAAUUCUGAUGGGGAAAUGAUACUGGCCACACACAACACUGUUUACAAAUAUAAUCACGAAACAAAAGAAUCUUCUCAAAUAUUGGGAGAAACAUCUGAGCCAAUAAGAAAAAUACUUUGUGCAUCCAGAUCCAUUUACUUGGCUGCCUGUACAAAUUCAGUGUUUAAAAUUGAAGAUAAGAUCGUCAAUCAAAACAACAGCAACAAUUCAGUAUUGGACCUCAGGCAAUUUUCCAGAAAACUUGGAUCUUCCCAAAAUUUCUCAAUCAAUUCAAACAUUCAAGAGAGUUGGAAAGGAGAAAAUCCAAUCAGACCAUCCUACUUUGAGUUGAUCUACUGUUAUGAACAGGAUUUGUUGGAAAUUUACAAUUACUACUGCACAAAUAUUAUUCACACCUUCUCAGAUGUUAAUGAAAUGACAAGUAAUCAAUUUGCCAAGUUCGCAAAGGACUGCAAAAUUACAGACAAAACUUUCCAUUCUAACGACGUUUUCCUUGUCUUUGAGGAGGCAACAAAAUUCUCUCCAACGUUCAAAAUGAAUUUUGAUGAUUUUUUGAAUGGCUUAGCCUUCAUGUCAGUUAAAAAGUAUACUAAACUACCAGUCUACACAAUAGCUGACAUGUCCAAAUUUGAUGAAGACGUAAAAGUUUUAUUCAGAAAGUUAUUGUUCGAAUUGGUUCUUCCAAAUUCAGGAAAAACCUCAAGCGAUCCAACCCCUUCAGAAUUGACAGAUCCCUCUGUUGCCAGUCUUUGGGCAACACAUCAAGAUGUAAUAUACAAGAUCUUCACUUUUUAUACUCAAAAAAAGAGAACUCACAAGGAUACAAUGCAAUGGGUGAGUUAUAAUAAGGGUUUAAGUACUCUCAAUGUUGACGAAUUCUUCAUGUUCUGUACAGAUUUUGAAAUAUUUCCAAAAUGGUUCUCCAAGAUACAAUUAGCUAAAAUGUUUGACUCUUGCUGUAAAAUUAACCAAAGUUUUAGUGAGCCAGCUGAUCAUGUCUCCAAAGAAGGUAGAUUAAUGAACUUUGUGGAAUUUUUGGACUGCCUGGGAAGAAUUGCAUUGGCUAAGUUUAGUGACACUUCACUGAGUGACAUCUACAAAACUGCCAGACAGAAGAUAGAAGGCUUGCUCGAACACAUGUCCUUAUCUGAGGGAAGAAAAUUCUUUGCAACACGCCUAGGAAACAGAUUACUAACAAACGUAGAAUCCCCAAUGAAAAAGCAAUUAGUUCAACAGAUGAAACAAGCUUAUUUGGGUAGAAAUCCUCAAAGAUCUAAGCUUCAGUAUACAGACUACUCUUUUGCUAAGCAAAAACAAAAAGAAAGAGAUUCAUUAGACAUUUCUAUUAAGAGAAUAGCAGAAGAGCAAGAACAUAAAGAUGUCAAAUGUGCAUCUAAAGAUGUUGUUCUGUACGUAGCCUCAAAGACUGAAGAAGAAACCUCUUGGAAAUAUAUUGCAACUGGAAAUUUGGCACUUUCUUUCAAAAACAAGCUCUCAUUGGAAGAUUUUGAGAGUAAAAAAGUGUUCGACAUUCAAUUGACAUCAAUGAUUCUUCCUGUCGUAGAAGAGAAAGAUUUGUUCCAUAUUUUCAAACCUGGUAUUUUAUUUGAUGAUUCCAGUAUUUAUGGAAUUCAGUUUUCUUCCAGAUUUACCUCUUCACUCUUUGAAAAAGAAUAUCAAGGACUUCCAAAAAGAGGAUCAUCGUCUUCUCUCACUAACAUGACUCCUUCUCCAAGAAGCAAUAACUCUAGACUUAUUGGUACGCCAAAGAAAACAAACUCUCCUACUCCUAAAAGCAAUACGCCAAAAGUCUCAUGGAGUGACGAUAAGGCAACAGUAAAAACUCCACAAAAAGAGGAAAAGAGAAAUAAUAGCUCACUUGAUGAUACAAUUGAACAACCAGAGGUUAGCCCAAUUUAUUUUAAUCCAAAACAAGCAUUUAAGAGCGCUCAAAAUAGAUCUCCUUUUAUGAGAGACAUCAGUCUGGACGAAAACAAAAGGGAUGAACAACAGGAUCUCGAUGAUUCUUCCACAAUUCCAAAAAUCAUCAAAGAUUAUGAAGCAUUUGUUACGGAUUUUGUUGCCUAUCAUUUAAAAUCCAGUAUCAAAUCUUUAUUAGCUGAAAAUGCAACCUUGUCUCCAAAAAAGUCUGUAAACGAUAAGGUCGACACUAUUAUUCAAAGUGUUUCAGACAGAAUUCGGUGGUCCUCUGGAUUAGCAUUGACUGGGAACCUAGGUAAAAUUCUAAAUAAUUCCAGUAAUAAUGUAACUGAUGAGGAACUUUUCGAAACAAAGGAAAGAUCUGUUCAACCUCUUCUAUCACUAGAUAGUUAUGUUUGCUCUAGACUCGAAACAUUGGACAAGUUUUAUGAGGUUGUUUCUUCUCAAGUAAAUUCUUCAUCUCAAUACUUGGAGAUUUACAUAAAGGAUGAUAUAGGAGUCUCAAUGUUCAAUUUUAAGCAAAGAUGGUUCUGUGUAGGUGAGGGAACAACUUACAGAAUGGAAAUUUUCACAUUUGAAAAUGAGUUUUGUGAAGUCUAUGUGAAUGGUGAGCCUGUUUCACCAACUGCAUCCUCUGCAACUUGGAUAAUCAUUCCAAUUUCAAUUCCAAAAGCCACCCACGAAAGUGAUGUGAAUGUUGACCAAUUGAAAAACCUCAAUGUACAUAGCGUACACCCUGUAAAAAUUGAACUUGUACAUAAGAAUGGAUUUGCAGUACGAUUCUUAAUUGAGUUUGCUGUUUUUUCAUCCCAAAAAGAGCUUAAUUAUAGUUAUGGAGUUUUAAAAGAAAGUUUAUUGGAACAAUUCAAAAAUUUGCCUCCUUGCUUCCAAUCCCUUGCUAUGUUUUCACAAAGAAAAGUUCAAACUCUAGGAAAUUAA
This is a messenger RNA of Naegleria gruberi, 4725 nucleotides long. RefSeq names its product dual specificity protein phosphatase. Gene Ontology annotation, molecular function: MAP kinase tyrosine/serine/threonine phosphatase activity; tubulin binding; protein tyrosine/threonine phosphatase activity. Gene Ontology annotation, biological process: protein dephosphorylation; microtubule polymerization; negative regulation of MAPK cascade. Gene Ontology annotation, cellular component: cytoplasm. NCBI's taxonomy places the organism in Eukaryota, Heterolobosea, Eutetramitea, Acrasida, Naegleriidae. The transcript has 4 exons. The record is from RefSeq and is a predicted model, not a curated record. Bases 217 to 4725 code for a protein of 1502 amino acids.